UUAUUAGUAUAACAAAUUAAAUUUGAGAAAGAUAAUAAAUAUUUUAUACAUGGAAGGUGAUUAAUUUUUAAAAUAUGUUAGUAUAAGAUUCCAAUUAGGCAUUCCUUAUGUUCAUAUUUUUAUAAAUAAUUUUGUUUUACUGGUGAAGUCCCUAAUCUAACAAAAGAGCCAAUGGAAAACGUAUAAUUAUUUCAUUUUAUUUUUGUUGUAAUUGUUAUAUUUUUUAUUUUUAAUGAAGUAUUUUAGGGAGAAUAAUAUCAAAAAUGUGACAUAGCAACACCGUGCCGCUGGCUGUCAAACGUAUCGAACGCCCUCGUUCGCUUCAGAGAUCAGCCGACGUUUCUAUCGUGUCGUGCUUUGAUCAUAACCAGAGUGUUGUUGUGUAUGCGGUCGGAACUGCGACGCGUUCGUUCUGUGUUACAAUAUAACAUGAAUCCAGUGCUGUGCUUAGUGAUUAAAUAACGAUGCCAGUCAAAACAUAAACAGGUGCUGUGCUGUGAAAAGUUUUACUUUGUUGUGUGCUUCAGAUUUUAAGAUGACGGAAAAAAAUAAAUCUGAAAAGAUGACUAAUACAUCGAAACCUGUUCCCAUGAAGCUCUUUGCUGCCUGGGAAGUGGACAGGACGCCUUCCAACUGUAUUCCAAGGUUAUGCACACUACGCGUCACCCGUCUACGCGUAUGCGGUGCCCUUGGCGAGGCGGGCGGCGGGGCGGCGGGCGGAGCGGGCGCGGGUGCGGUUAUCCUAGCGGCGCGCAUGCACAGCAGCAAGCGCACACUGCGCUCCAAUGACAUCGCCGUGCCGCCCAUGGACGUUGAGCUCGACUUGUGCUUCUCCUUGCAGUACCCGCAUUUUGUUAAGCGAGAUGGCAAUAGGUUGCAGAUUAUGCUACAGAGGCGCAAGAAAUACAAGAACCGCACCAUUUUAGGAUACAAAACGCUCGCCGAGGGGGUCAUUAGGAUGGAUCAGGUGUUGCAGCGCUCCAUGGACAUGGAACUAGAACUAACCGGAGUUGGCUGCAAAGGAGGCGCCGCUGCAGGCCAGCCUGUUGCCCGGCUGUCCAUUACCGGCCUGGCGUCCACGCCCGUCGACCACGACACUAAGAACAACAACAACAUGCUCAUCACUGGCAAGUAUCAUACCGGGGUCGGCUGUAUAGGCGCCGCUGCGGGCCAGCCUGUUGCCCGGCUGUCCAUUACCGGCCUGGCGUCCACGCCCGUCGACCACGACACUAAGAACAACAACAACAUGCUCAUCACUGAACGAGGCUACUCAGAUGAAGAGGAAGAGGGCGAGUUCAGCUCCGUGGAGGAAGCAGACGAGAUGACGUACGGCGCGCCGGCGCGGCGCAGGACGCACCGGCAGCUCACGUUCAACAAGGCAGACCUGUCCUACACUAAGCUGUCGCGCUCACGAGACUUGAGCUUCAUGGAACGCGAGCGAGAGAGACAGAGCUAUAUGCGCUCCAAGGCGGACAGAGACAGCGACAGUGAGCUGGAGAACGCGGCCGCCAAGCGCAAGGGCAGCCGCGGCAAGCUCGCGCAACGCAACUUGAAGCAGAAAUUCGCCGCGCUGUUGCGGCGGUUCAGAGUGCCAGAUGAGAUGGGCGAACGCGGCGCGGCAAGAGAUACACAUCAUGCACAGAGGGAUAUAGAUGAACUUUUCCAGGAAUUAGAGUCGUUAUCAUGCGGCGAGGGCGAGGACUCGGGCCCGGACCAGAUGGACACUAUCAGCAUCGGCUCCACGCCCAAGCCCUCGCUGCGGCCCUUCUUCAGCAGCUCCAGGAGUCUUGCCAACCAGGACCACCACAGGCAUUCCAACGUGAGCCGGCACGCGAGCCUCGCCUCCACGCAGCUCAGCGAGCGCCUCGCCGUUACCAUCCCGCUCACAGAAUCGGAGGCGAUUCGAAGCUCAGCGGGCGACGAAAGAGGGAGUGAAGGGAACAGCGAUGGCGAUAUAACGGCUGAUGCGCCCGUUUCUGGCGCUUCGGUAUCCAGCUCACCCCCUAAUGAGACCAAGGUACAGCAGGAGGACAAGCGUUCCCGCCUCUUCCGGAGUGCGACGAGCGGAGGCAAUCUGACGCCGGCCGGUGCUACGCGUAAGAAGAACUCGUUGGCUGCGUCAGAUCGCCCACUUUCGGCACAUGAGCUGCCAGUACAGAGUCCUACCACACAAGAGCCUCGACGCUCAAUGCUCGAGCAAAUCAGCCGUCUUCUCGGCGACGAUGCGCCCCUCCCAGAGUGCGUGGCCGUCGCUCCGCCCGGCGCGGCCGGCGCGCUUCACGCCUUGGGUGUGCCCACGAUCGUCACCCCCGCGCCUCAUGCCCCGGACGCUCGACCGCUACUGCAGGCGUUGUAUGCGAGGGCUGGGAAGCAGGGCGUGAGGCGCGGCUGCAUCCGCGUGGUGGUGGCGGGCGGCGACGGCGCGGCGGCGGCGGCGCUGCGCGCGCACGCCGAGCUGGCCGCGCGCCGCCCGCACGACGCGCCGCCCAUACGGUUCUACAUCGUGCCUAUCGGUGGUGUAACGGUGGCUCGACACUUGGCAGCCACAGACUCGGCGUACGGCGCGCUGUUCGGCGACGCGUGGGCCGCGUGCUGCGACCGCGCCGCCGAGGGCAGCCUGCCCGACCAGACCGAGAUGUCCUCUAGGAUAGCUAGGUACCUCAACAGCAUCGGGCCUGUAAACAACGUUCCAAUCGGCGAAGCCAUGGUGGCAUACCGAGAGCGCUCAGGAGAUGAGGACGCCAGUCAAACAUUCGUGCCCUUUAUCGCUGAGGUCCGCGUGGGCUGCAGCGAAGGCGGCGUGUCGUCCCUGGAGCUGGAGGAGGGCGGCUCCCCGCCCGCCCGACCUUCUCCCCCCGCCACGCCCGCGCCGCUCGACCUGCAGCCGCCGCUGCUCGCGCGCGAGCCGCUCGAGCUGCAGCUCGACUACUGGCUGGUGAGUGUUGUGUGUGUACAGCUGGAGGAGGGCGGCUCCCCGCCCGCUCGACCUUCUCCCCCCGCCACGCCCGCGCCGCUCGACCUGCAGCCGCCGCUGCUCGCGCGCGAGCCGCUCGAGCUGCAGCUCGACUACUGGCUGGUGAGUGUUGUGUGUGUACAGCUGGAGGAGGGCGGCUCCCCGCCCGCUCGACCUUCUCCCCCCGCCACGCCCGCGCCGCUCGACCUGCAGCCGCCGCUGCUCGCGCGCGAGCCGCUCGAGCUGCAGCUCGACUACUGGCUGGUGAGUGUUGUGUGUGUACAGCUGGAGGAGGGCGGCUCCCCGCCCGCUCGACCUUCUCCCCCCGCCACGCCCGCGCCGCUCGACCUGCAGCCGCCGCUGCUCGCGCGCGAGCCGCUCGAGCUGCAGCUCGACUACUGGCUGGUGAGUGUUGUGUGUGUACAGCUGGAGGAGGGCGGCUCCCCGCCCGCUCGACCUUCUCCCCCCGCCACGCCCGCGCCGCUCGACCUGCAGCCGCCGCUGCUCGCGCGCGAGCCGCUCGAGCUGCAGCUCGACUACUGGCUGGUGAGUGUUGUGUGUGUACAGCUGGAGGAGGGCGGCUCCCCGCCCGCUCGACCUUCUCCCCCCGCCACGCCCGCGCCGCUCGACCUGCAGCCGCCGCUGCUCGCGCGCGAGCCGCUCGAGCUGCAGCUCGACUACUGGCUGGUGAGUGUUGUGUGUGUACAGCUGGAGGAGGGCGGCUCCCCGCCCGCUCGACCUUCUCCCCCCGCCACGCCCGCGCCGCUCGACCUGCAGCCGCCGCUGCUCGCGCGCGAGCCGCUCGAGCUGCAGCUCGACUACUGGCUGGUGAGUGUUGUGUGUGUACAGCUGGAGGAGGGCGGCUCCCCGCCCGCUCGACCUUCUCCCCCCGCCACGCCCGCGCCGCUCGACCUGCAGCCGCCGCUGCUCGCGCGCGAGCCGCUCGAGCUGCAGCUCGACUACUGGCUGGUGAGUGUUGUGUGUGUACAGCUGGAGGAGGGCGGCUCCCCGCCCGCUCGACCUUCUCCCCCCGCCACGCCCGCGCCGCUCGACCUGCAGCCGCCGCUGCUCGCGCGCGAGCCGCUCGAGCUGCAGCUCGACUACUGGCUGGUGAGUGUUGUGUGUGUACAGCUGGAGGAGGGCGGCUCCCCGCCCGCUCGACCUUCUCCCCCCGCCACGCCCGCGCCGCUCGACCUGCAGCCGCCGCUGCUCGCGCGCGAGCCGCUCGAGCUGCAGCUCGACUACUGGCUGGUGAGUGUUGUGUGUGUACAGCUGGAGGAGGGCGGCUCCCCGCCCGCUCGACCUUCUCCCCCCGCCACGCCCGCGCCGCUCGACCUGCAGCCGCCGCUGCUCGCGCGCGAGCCGCUCGAGCUGCAGCUCGACUACUGGCUGGUCCCAGGCCGCGCGACCGAGGGCGCAGACGGCAAGGUGACAGUCAAGGCAUCGUUUAGAGCUUUGCACGUGACGCGGCAAAACGCGCACCUCUGCAUCACCUAUCUCACCAAGGAGAAGAAACAAAAGAUUAUGCGGUUGGGCAAGAAGAAAGAAAAGACUGGCGAAGCGGAGCCGGGCCGAGCGCAGACUGUCGACGGUGUCGCGCGACUCAUAUGCUCUGCUAAAGGCUCGCACAAUCUGCCGCUCAAAGUGUACAUCGACGGCACAGAAUGGAACGGCGUAAAAUUCUUCCAACUGUCGACGCAGUGGCAGACGCACGUGAAAACGUUCCCCGUGGCGACCUGCGGCGCGCCGCUCGCGCCGCCGGAGACCUAGAAUUGGCUCCGAACCAAACUCGGUGUCAUCCACUCUCUGGCUUCCUCGCUCUGGCACUCGAGGGCGACCCUUGCCGGCCACGAAUAAUCGCCGAGCUGGUUUGAUGAGUUCGAAUUUGGAACGCGGCCAUUUUGAAAAAGCGCUGCGGCGGAAAGGGCCACUAAAAAAAAAAUCGCCAUGCCGG
This is a messenger RNA of Cydia pomonella (codling moth), 4907 nucleotides long. It is a transcript of the gene KrT95D, whose product is annotated as phosphofurin acidic cluster sorting protein 2. The transcript is spliced from 19 exons. NCBI's taxonomy places the organism in Eukaryota, Metazoa, Arthropoda, Insecta, Lepidoptera, Tortricidae. Gene Ontology annotation, biological process: protein localization to plasma membrane. The coding region runs from base 536 to 4723 and encodes 1395 amino acids. The record is from RefSeq and is a predicted model, not a curated record.